CACAAGCAAGGGAUGGGGUUUUACAACAGGUCGGUUUCACAACUGUAAACGGGGCUUCAUCUCCUUCAGUACCACCCGUGACCACAGAUCUUUCUUUAGGGGGACUAUCACAGAAAAACAUCAUACAUAUUCAGCCCGAGUCGGAGGUGAAUCAUUUGACAGUUUUAUCGCGCCUUCUCUUUUUGGUCAAUAACCGUAAAAGAAACACUUUUUUUUCUGCGUUUCAUACGCAUCUUUGACUGACGAGAGACCGUGUAUGAUUGGGUAAGUUAACGUGAUUGUCUCGGUCGACGCAAACAAGUAGCAGAGUCGUCCACAGUCGCAGGCUCAGCUGCGUUUAUACACCGCUUACAUUGAGGACAAGUGUGGCCUGAGAAGUCUUCACCUACAAGACAAACAUUUCAACUAUGGAGUUGAGUUCAGUGAUUUUAACGACUGGAAGCUCCGUCGGGUUUUUCAGACUUGUCAACGCUGGGGUCACAAAACUCCCCAUGCCUGAAUCUGCCUGCAGGAAUGCAUGGAAAUGGAGAAAUAUCUCAACAUCCUGUGUGCACAGUCUUAUCACUGCGAUAUGGGCCGUGCUUUGCUUUUUCCUUCACCCACAAAUGGCUGAAGAUUUGAUAGAAACUCACUCUGUGUUUUCUCAUGCUUUGGUGUCGUUUUCAAUAGGUUACUUCAUCUAUGACUUCUUUGACAUGGUGCUGAACCAGAAGCUGAGUCAGUCCUGGGAGCUCCUCUUUCAUCACAUCGUGGUGAUCACCUGUUUUGGCCUCUCUGUGCUGUCAUGCCGCUAUGUGGGCUUUGCCGUGGUGGCCCUGUUGGUGGAGAUAAACUCUGUGUUCCUCCACCUCAGGCAGAUCUUGCGUAUGGCCAACAUUGCUACAGGUACGCUGUACCGGGUCAACAGCAUGAUCAACCUGGGCACAUACGUGGUGUUCCGCAUCAACACACUGGCCUGGAUGACCCGCUGGCUGGUGCUCAACAGGGACAAAGUGCCCCUCCUAGCUUACACGUUGGGCAGCGUGGGUAUGGCCAUCAUGACAGCCAUGAAUAUCGUCCUCUUUUAUCGGCUGCUCAGGAGCGACUUUUUGAAGAGCAGCACCCGGGAGACCAAGAAAGAGAAGGAGAUGUAGAGGAAAGGGGAGGAAGAGACACAUGAAGGAUUAGAUUCAUAAACACACUCAUUGCUGUACAUUAACACUCUGUGGCUGAGAUUUGGCACCGUUUUGCCUGUGUGUAAGUAUACUCAUAGCUGGGAGACGGAGGGAUCUUUCUAUCUCUUAUACUGUACAGGUACGUCCACGCAAGGUGUAAUCGCUGGGCCUAAUUCCAAACACAGAUCACACAGAGCCAUUGUGCUGAAAGCUACAUUUGCCUAUCAGUUGUAGUUUUGACAAUUUUGUCUUCAGUUCUUCUGUGUUCCAGUCAUCCUUAACUGCCAUGAGUGGCUCACUAAUGGUAGAUGGAGGAUUCUUCAUAUGAACAAUAUAAGGCCUUGUAAAACAACACCCAAAGCCUUAUUGUCCCACAGGGUGUUUCAGCUAAAUCUUUUCUAAAAUGUAGCUUAUGGUAAAUGAAUACGCACUGUUUGUAAAACAAACCCUCCAACACCCAUGUAUACAUGUAUACACUAUAUUGUAUAUAAUAUACAUCUAUGCUGUUGUGGGUUAUUUAAAAAUAAAAAAAAGUUUAUUUACCACUGAGUAAAAAAUAAGUAAACCCUUCUUUUGUGUAACACUAAUACUAAAGAGGUGACUAUGUCUCUUUUUUUUUUCCACCAAAUGUCCUCAACUAGAAACCGCCUGCUACCUCAGAAAGCUUGUAACACUUUUUUAGCCUCUUUAUAAAACAAGCUUUACUGUCAGUGUUUGGCAGGUUGUUUGUUAUUAGAGAAGAAAAACAUUAGGAAAAACGUCAGAAGAAGAACAAUUUUGUCUAUAGAAUAAGGAAAUCCAGCAAAUACCAAUCCUCUCUUGAGGAAAGAAGAGGGUACUCAGAUGAUGAAUAAAUACUAAAUACUUUGAAGUGGCAUUUAAAUGAAACAAAGCAGAUUUUACUUUGUUGACACAAUGCUAAUCUGCAUGAUAUUUAACAGCUUAACAAUCGCAGCCGCUUUAUGCUCUGUCAAAUCAUAUUAAAACAUCUUGGGAAAAGCAUUAUACAGAAUAACCCUGAAUUAUUAAAACCCUGAAAAUUAAAACAGCCUGCGCCCCUCAGAUCUGAUUGCCUGUCCACCAACCAAGAUGUUUCAUUAGUAGAUCUUGGCGGGACAAAACUAGAUCGUGUAGAUUAUGAUUUGAUUGGCACAUGGAUAAAUUACAAUGGUAAAAGGGAGAAAGGAUGCCACCUGAACUCCCAGCAGCCAUCACCAAUGACAUCAGUGUCCGUCACUGGUCUUUGUCAGAGGUUGUCUUGACAGCUCACACUGGCUGCUGCUUUCGUGAGUAGAAUUGAAAUCUGUAAAAUGACAGGAAACAAAACAAGCCAAAUCACAGUAGAUAGUGCCGUCUUACCACCUGAAAUUAAUAUCUCCAUGAUUUGUAUGCAUCUUUAUAGUGUCCCAUGAUUGUGUACAUGCUGCAGAAGGAGCUUUCAGACAGGCAGGAAUUGUUAUUCUUCAUUUGGCCUAUGGAGGACAGCAAACUCCUUAACAUCACCUCAGUGACCUCGACCCAGCCAAGACCACCAGAGAUGUCUUUAUUUUGUAACGUCUUUGUAGAUCUGUGUCAUUUUGACUUUUUAAUUAGACGUUGUCAAUUGUUAUUCACGUGGCUGCUACACAGCUGCCUACUCUUCCAAUUCGCAUCAUAACAUCACAGUCCUUUCAUGGCCUGCCAUGCCAUUCAUAUUGUGUGUUAAUGCUUUUUUUUUUGUGUAUAUUCAUUGUCUGACGGGUUAAAUUGUGUAUAUUUGUAAUUUAUUUGUACUUAAAAUAAGGUGUGGAUUAAAGAUGGAAUGAACACAGUGUUCAGUGAAUUCCCCUGUUGUGAAAAACCUUUGAUUAUAGUGAAGUUGAUUGUGUAAGUCAUGUUGUUGUGGGGCAUUUUGCCACCCAGUGUCUGAACUUGAAACUGUUGAGGCUGACGCCCUAAAACCAACAAUAUAACAAACACAGCUCUAUGUUCAGUGACACUGCAACAGACUUAUUUGUAGUUCAAAAGAAAAUUAGACCCAAAUUUUAUAUUUAGAAUCAGCUGUAAACACUGAGAUGGCAGUCUAUUAGGAGCACCUAGCUAAAUCCUACCUUCAUGAAGGUUAUAAUGUUCAGUUUGUAUUGAAAUUGUUUAAGAGAGGGGCUGAUUCCACUUGAUCAUAAUUUUGGAGGAUGAUGAUGAUAUUAAUGAGUAUAGGCUAAAUAACAGAAACCUCUCUGAAUAAUGCAAUAAAACAGUAGCUCAAACAUCUUCCAAAAUUAUCACAUUUGAAUCAACAUCUCUUUAAUGCUAUUAAAAAAAACUGAACAUUAUAAGUGUCAUGAAGGUAGGUACAGCUGAACUGCUGUAUUAGACUGCAUUAGUUUCAGCUAGGUGUAGCUAAUAAACAGCCAGAUGGCUGUAUUUGUAUUCGACAAAUUUAUCCCUAUCCACGUUUAAAUCAAGACAUCACUGCACUAAACAAACAGCACUGUUUGGGAGGAGGGCAGUAGAUUUUGAAAUGCUGUUGCUGAUUUCCAGUUACUUUUUUUAAAGAUCAAGAGUAUCUCCCUUUUGAGUUUUUAUUGUGAAUUUAGAUUUGCAUUUUUUUUUCAAUUCUUAAAAUUUUUAGGGCAGCUUUGUGGUUGUAGUGAAGACAACUGAAGUUCUUUCUAACAAACAAGCUUAUGUUUGUGAAUGUUUUGUAUGAGGCUGUAAUGUUAUUGGGAUUAUACAUGUAUGAUACCAGAUUUGUUCGUUUAUGUUGCUCUGUGCUUUUAGGAAUUGUGAUCAAGCAUAGCGGCCAAGUCAAGAUGCUUCCUCAUAUGAAUGUUGUAAUGACGAUGAUGGACCUUUGUCCAAAAACAUGCUACUGUACUGCUCCCUUCACUCUAAUUCCCAGUCUUUUCGCUACCUGUAUGGCUCGGAUCACAAAACCUGAGUGUCCAAAGGCCACAGGAUGAUGUUAUGGCUUUAUACGUUUGUGGGUAAUGGACACAAGGAAAAUAAUGUCAAGAUGUAAUUGCAGAGAAAGUGGCAGCACUUAUGAACUCGUAUUGCCAUAUAGCCUCAUACUCCUCAUCAUACAUGAUGAAUAUGAUGGUUGACUGCAUUAGUCUUCAUAAUUUUUUUAUUAGUUCCAUUACCAGAGAAUAAGAAAAGCACCAUUUCUUUAUCACAACCAACAAGUAAGACCAGUUUUAUUUCCUUGUUUGUUUAUUUAUAGACUUCUCUUUGUCUGGUGACUGGUGAAAUAUUGAACAUUGUUAACGGUUCAAAAAUUGAAAUUCCUAACACAAGUAUUGACACUCUGCAGAUUGUCAAUGACUGAUAAACCCUGCAUGAAGGGGAAAAACCUGGAAUAGUGAAACAACCAACACUAACUGAGGUUCUGAAAACAAAAUCAUCUGCUGUCUCAGAGCAUCAAACUGUCAUGUUUCACAGAAUUUUGUUUUUAAGUGUAAAUAUAACAAUUUUAUUUUUUCAUGUUUUGGCAGAGAUUGUUUUGUAAUUAAACCUACCAUUUAUAUGUUUAUAUAAUAACAAUAUUUGUUUAACGUGAAAAUAAAGAUCAAGGAAAUUGA
Seriola aureovittata is the source of this 4717-nucleotide messenger RNA. RefSeq names its product TLC domain containing 2 (gene tlcd2). Lineage: Eukaryota; Metazoa; Chordata; Actinopteri; Carangiformes; Carangidae. The transcript has 4 exons. The coding region runs from base 408 to 1133 and encodes 241 amino acids. Gene Ontology annotation, cellular component: plasma membrane. The record is from RefSeq and is a predicted model, not a curated record. Gene Ontology annotation, biological process: membrane assembly; plasma membrane organization; regulation of membrane lipid distribution.